AUGGCAGCAAAGCAAGCCCUCAUCAUCAUCCCUCCACCUCUGUGCUUUACAGAUAGGGUGCAGGGAACCAACGACAGCAGCGUGGUGAGCAAGGCUUCGGCUGCAGCUCAGGGCUACUUCAGCGACGCUUUUAUCCAGCACUUUGUGUGUAAAGUGGGUCGAAGGGCGCCGCUGAUCAACAGGGGCUAUUAUGUUCGCUGGAAAGCUGUGGACCACUGCGUGAGGCGGUUCCUUCAUGUCACGGCGGAUUGCCCCAAGAAACAGGUUCUGUCUCUGGGCGCUGGAUUCGACUCUCUGUACUUCCGCCUCCAUGCAGAUGGAGUUCUGGACGGAGCCGUGGUGUUCGAGGUGGAUUUUCCGGACGUGGCGCGUCGCAAAGCUGCUCUGAUCGGCGCUGAUGCAGCACUGAGAGGGAUGCUGGACUCCUGCCUGCCUCCUCAAGCAGGGCCCGUCCAGGUGUCCAGCAGCCGGUACCGCCUUUUAGGCCUGGAUGUCAGGGAGGAGUCCCCGGUGAAGGAGGCUCUGAGUGCAGCAGGUCUGGACUGGGCGGCUCCCACCCUCAUCCUCUCUGAAGUGGUGCUGACCUACAUGGAAACCCAAUGGUCGGACGCCGUCAUCGGCUGGGCGGCGAGGCUCCUCCUGCAGUCCCUCUUUGUGAUGUACGAGCAGAUCCACCCCCACGAUCCUUUUGGCCGCGUGAUGCAGGAUCAUUUCCUAAAGCUCAACUCCACGCUGCACGCGCUGCAGCAGUACCCAGAGCUGUCGGCACAGAGACGCAGGUUCCUGGACAAGGGCUGGGAGUGCUGUGCGUGUCUGGAUAUGAAUGAUUUCUAUCUGGGGCUGGUCCCCCAGGAGGAGCGGGACCGAGUGGAGAGCCUGGAGCCAUUUGACGAGCAUGAGGAAUGGCACCAGAAGUGCUCCCACUACUUCAUCCUGACUGCAUCUCGCGGGGCGUUGAUGGAGCAGGCUCUGCUCCCCCAGGCCUCAGGUAGAGACCCCGCCCCCCCAUCCGUCCCAUCGUCCCGGAAACCCUCUCAUCCUCUGGUUUUCCUGUCUGCAGCGCCGUCCGUCGCUCCGAGCUGGAGCCCCGCAGCCCUGAGCGUGCGUCCGGUCCCGGUGCGUCUGGAGGGCCUGGGGUUGGCCUCCACCCGGAUCAGGCCGCAGGUGGUGCUGCUCACUGGAGGGUCCGGCAGAGGGGGCCGGGGGGCGGAGACCAGGUGUCUCCUCAGAGGCCAGGGGGGGUGGAGCUCCACCAGAGUGGAAGCAUCAGCAGAUCUGGGAGAGAGACUCUAUCACACCGUCACCCCCCUCCCUGGAGGAGCGCUGGUCUACGGCGGCCGCUCCUCCCCUCUCAGACCCAGCUGCGACCUGUUGAAGGUGACGCUGGACCCGUUUGCUCCGCCGUCUGCAGCCGGGUCAGCAGAGGAACAGAGGGUUCAGGUGGAGCGGAUGGGCUGCACGGGCACCGCCCCCCCACCGAGAUGGAGACACGCCGCCGCAGUGGUCAGUCACAGAGGCGGAGACUUCCUGUUUGUGUUUGGUGGGAAGAACCAAUCAGAGCGGGUUCUGGGUGACGGCAGCUUCCUGAGUCUGGACCGGCAGGAAUGGAUGGAGAUUCCAGUAGAGGGCGCUGCACCGGCGGCUCGUCAUUCUCACACCGCCUGCUCCUACCAAGGAGGCGUGGUCGUGUUCGGAGGACUGGGCCGAGGAGGGGAGCCUCUGGGCGACACCAGCCUGCUGGUACCGACGGAGCGAGGCUUUUGUUGGAGGAGGGUGGCAGUGCAUCCCCCCCCCAUCCCUCGGUUUUCUCACUGCGCCCACCUGCUGGGCGAUAGGCUGGUUGUGGUGGGCGGAGUCUGGAUGCAUCCAGAUGGAGUUCCUGGCGUCGCCGUCAUCAGCCUGGCCGUAGGCAGCAGCGUGGAGUUCAGACUGGACACGAGCUCGGUGCCCUGGCCUCUGAUGCUCCACUCGUUCUGCUCCGAGCUGACGGAUGCAGAAGAACCGCAGCUGCUCCUCAUUGGGGGGGGUGGGAACUGCUUCUCCUUCGGGACUCAUCUGAACCCUCAGCCCGUCUGUGUGGAGCUCCGGCCUGCACUGGGAUGAGGCGGCGAACCACAACCAGGAUUUUUAAAGCGUUAAAUCCUGAUAAUUUGUCAUUUUUUACUGUUUGUUUCAACUGCUGUUUGUUUUCAAUAAAAUUGUGAUUUUAAUCCCAGAUUUUUAUGCAUUAAAA
This is a messenger RNA of Cyprinodon variegatus (sheepshead minnow), 2233 nucleotides long. RefSeq names its product leucine carboxyl methyltransferase 2 (gene lcmt2). Lineage: Eukaryota; Metazoa; Chordata; Actinopteri; Cyprinodontiformes; Cyprinodontidae. The record is from RefSeq and is a predicted model, not a curated record. Gene Ontology annotation, biological process: tRNA methylation; wybutosine biosynthetic process. Bases 1 to 2103 code for a protein of 700 amino acids. The transcript is spliced from 13 exons. Gene Ontology annotation, molecular function: protein binding; tRNA methyltransferase activity.